UUCCCAUGUGGGAAAGCAUCAAACUUGGGUCAUUCAGAGGUCAACUGAGAGGUCGUUCAGGGGUCAGACGAGGUCAAGUGGGGUCGUGCAGGGGUCGCCGAGUUCCGAUUUGCGCCUUAACGCCGUCGUCAGUCGUGGCCGUGUCGCGUAAGAACGCCAACGCCGCCCUGGUGUUCACGCUUCUCCACAAGAUCGUACAGGUGUUCAUCGAGUAUUUCAAGGAGCUGGAAGAAGAGAGCAUCCGCGACAACUUUGUUCUUAUCUACGAGAUCCUGGAUGAGCUUGUCGACUUCGGAAACCCGCAGACAACCGACAGCAAGAUCCUAUCCUGGAGCGAGUAUAUCACACAGGAAGGGCACAAGCUGGAGAUACAGCCGCGGCCGCCGAUGGCGGUCACAGAAACAGCCGGUGUCAUUGGCUGUUCCGAAGGAAUCAAGUACAGGAAGAACGAAGUGUUCCUUGACGUCAUCGAAUCCGUGAACCUGCUGGUGAGGAGUUUGUUCCGCGUGCGAACGGCAAACGGCAAUGUGUCUUCCAGCGAGAUCGGUUGGUCUGCAUCAAGAGUGCGCGUGUUCCUGAGCGUAAUGCCGGAACUACUGUUCUGGGCCUCUAAUGACAAGGUCUUGUUCGAAAGCACCGGCCGAGGCAAGAGCAAGUCGGUCGAGCUGGAAGACACAAAGUUCCAUCAGUGUGUGCGGCUGUCGCGGUUCGAGAACGACAGAACAAUCUCGUUCAUCCCGCCCGACGGAGAGUUCGAACUCAUGUCCUACCGUCUGAACACGCACGUGAAGCCACUGAUAUGGAUUCGACGUCGGUGAUUGAGACACGCCCACAGUCGCGUGGAAUACAUGAUCAAGGCUAAGAGUCAGUUUAAGCGUCGAUCCACGGCCAACAACGUAGAGAUAAUUAUACCCAUAAUUAAUACCGGUCUACCGAUGGACGCCGAUUCGCCGAAGUUCAAGACGACGGUGGGCAGUGUGAAAUACGUGCCGGAGCAAAACUCUGCGAUCUGGAGCAUCAAGUCUUUCCCGGGGAGGUAGGAAUAUCUGAUGCGUGCUCACUUUGGACGUCCAUCGCCAGAGCAGAUGGAGCGGAAACAGCCGCCGGAAUACACCGUUUAAUUUCUCGAGAUCCCCUACUUCACGACCUCCGGCAUCACACGGUACGUGAGAUACCUGAAGAUCAUAGAGAAGAGUGGCUAUCAGGCGCUGCCGUGGGUGCGCUACAUCACACAGAACGGCGACUACCAGCUCCGCACGCUGUGAUAGCAUUGCGGCGAGUGACCCCUGA
Messenger RNA from Priapulus caudatus, 1290 nucleotides. Its product is annotated as AP-1 complex subunit mu-1-like. Gene Ontology annotation, cellular component: clathrin-coated vesicle; clathrin adaptor complex. Gene Ontology annotation, biological process: vesicle-mediated transport; intracellular protein transport. The record is from RefSeq and is a predicted model, not a curated record. NCBI's taxonomy places the organism in Eukaryota, Metazoa, Priapulida, Priapulimorpha, Priapulimorphida, Priapulidae. Gene Ontology annotation, molecular function: clathrin-cargo adaptor activity.